CAGGGCCCCGUUGUGCAGAGCAGAAUGGGGGCUGUAGCCCAGGGAGCACUGGCUUCUCCCCCAACCUGUCUCCUUGCCCCUCUCUAGUGUUUCUCUCUGGAGGAAGAUGAGCUGAACCUGCACUCGGUUCCCGCCUGCAGCGAUGCCAUCCUGGAGGCCGAAGGGAUCCUGGGAACGAUGCAGAGCUACCUGGACUCCUCCGUGAUCUCUAUCAUCGAGGACUUUGGCUCCCUGACCGAGAACAAGACCUGCCUGGAUGCUCCAAACGAGCUGUCCCUGCUGACGGCCAUCACCGAGAUCCUGGACAGCACGGACGACGAGACCCUGUCUCCGUUUGACACCACCCUGGACUCCGAAUUGCUGGCACUGCCCCGGGAACGCGAGAGUUCUUCGUUUCAGAAGUUUCUCAGCUUGUCCCGGGCCUCCCCUGAGCGCAGCGUUCCUGCCCUAGACGAUCCGUGGGGCCUCAGCAGCCCAGCCGCCAUCGGCAAGGUGGAGACGAGCCCCAUGGAUCUGCCGUGGAACCGUCCACUGAGCUGCCUUGAAGAGCCGGCAGCGCCCAAGCCGCGGCCCAGCAGAGCGCCCCGAGUGGAGCGGAAGCUCCCCAGGCCCCAGCCCCUCCCACAGCGCAGCGAUGGGGAGGAGGAGGAGGACACUGCUAGCCCUGGGCAGCACGGCGGCGUGGCAGCAACAGGGGGUCUGCGGGAGAGCCCCAUGGAUUUGUGCGCCGAGGCUGGGGAGGAGGAGGCGGCGUGGCUGGAAGACACUGACAUUCCCUGCAUCAUUAGCACGGGGGCCGGGUCCCUCAGCGAGCUGGUGAAGUCCAUGCACCCGUACUGCCUGCCCACGCUCACCGUGUGCCUGGACCCUGCCAGCGAGCCGGUGGCGAAAGAGUUCUUAUCCGGCCCGCUCCUGCUGGAGAUUGUGCCGGGCGAAGGCGAGAGCCUGGAGAUCCCCGUGGUCCUGCAGCUCCCAGCUGAAGGGGAGGGAGCCAGCGGUGGUGCCCUGGAGCCGUUGCUGCCAGUGGGAAUGCCUGCCCAGGGGCGCGAGACUGGGGGCCCCGUCAGGGCCCCCCAAGAGGAGCCUCCCAGCCCGACCCAGGCGAGAGAGUCCCCCCGGGGGGUUGACCCCGAAGCGAAGGACGAGGUGAGGCAAAGAGACCAGGAUCUGGAGGGCAGCUCCCGGCACAGCACGGAGGCACCAGUGGGCGGGAAGCGCCAGGGCACCGAGAAGGGCCGAGGGCGCGAGAGGGCCAGGAAAAGCCGGAAAAAGAAGAGGGAGGAAUCGCAGAAGGGCCAGGCCAAGCCAGAUGGGGACUGGGUGGUGCGCAGGCUCCGCUCCACGUCCACGGUGCAGCCCCCAGCCCCCGAGCGCUCCCCCAGCUGGGCAGCCCGGCCCUCCGUGCAAGUGUCCACCUUCCUGGAAAAGCAGCUGGAGCAGGCCAAGAAGGAAGGGCAGAUGGAGCUGCGGUCGGCCAGAGGGAGGCCUAGGGCAGCGGCAGCCGGGGGCGCCCUGCAGAGGAAGGGGCGCCCUGCGGUGCAGAAGCAGCUGGAGGCGGAGAAGCCCAACACGCAGCCAGCUGGGCAGAGUGCCGAGACCCCCGGGCCUUCGGAGCGGGCCGUGCCCAGCCCCGGCGAGCAGGGAGAGGGAGCUCCUGGGUGCAGUGAGGGGAGCCAGCCUGCCCCCCGCGAAGGGAGCACCCCCCCGCCCCGGGACCUCAGUGCUGAGGGGGAGGCUCCCCGGAGCCCGCAGGAAGCGGAGUGGGCGGGGGCCGAGGCUGCCGGCUGGCCGUCCAAGCCCAAGGCGCUCAGCCUGACCGAGUACCGGCUGCGGAUGCUGCGCCGCCAGCCCAGCGGGGCCGAUGGGAAGGAGGGGGAGAAGCAGGCAGCAAGCAAGUGGCCCAGCGUCCCCGAGCCCCCCACGGAGCUGGCCGAGAUCCCGUGCCUAAUGGCGCCCGUCCGCCCCCCGCCCUCGCAGCCUGCCCAGCCCGUGGAGACGCCCAGCUCCCAGAGGGGCCCGGAGACACCUGCCAGCCCCCCUGCCACCCCUCCUCUGGCCAGAAAGGCACCUGCGGGGCCCCCCCAGCCCGGGCCGGCUCCAGUGCCCCCGGGGCUACAGCUGCCUGUCCCCCCGCCGGCCCUGGGGGCUGCUGGUGCAGUGAUGCCGCUGGCCUCCCCUGCACCCUAUGGCCUCUACCCACCGGUGCCUUCCUGGCCUUGCUUUGGGCCUCUGCCUGCUGGCUACCCCAGUCUGCCUCCGCCGCCGGCCGCUGGCGGGUCACCCAAUGCCUUUCACCUGGUGCCUGGCCUGCCCCCGCCAGCCGUGGCCUGGCCCCCCCCUGCCCUGCCACCUCCUCCCUUCGGCCCAGGCGCGCCGUGUGCCCCCGUGGGCUGGCCCCUGGGCCUCCAGCCGCCCUACUGGCCCGGGGUCCCCCUGCCGCCUGCCAUGGUGUACAGCGAUCCAGGGGCAAACCCCUUCCCAGGUAGCCCAGCCGCCCUGGCACCGAGCUGCCAAGAGCCCUCAGCUUUCACCGCGCAGCCAACGAAGCCAGUGCUGGCCAGCCAGGCCACCGCUGCUGCCAAGCACGAGGUGCCAGCCCAGCCCCCGCAGCGCGGUGCACAGCCCUCCGGCCGGGCAUCUGAUCCCAGGAGGCAGAGCCGGCCCGUGGGGGAGCCCCCUGCCCCCCAGCCUGUAGGGCAGCCCCCUAUUGCCACCGCCCGGACUGUGGGGGAGUCAACCGCUGCCUGGCCUGUGGGGCAGCCCCCUGCCCAGCCCACGAGGGAGCCCCCUGCCCCCUGGCCUGUGGGGAAGUCGUUUGCUGCCCAGCCCCCUAUUGUCACCGCCAGGCCCAUGGGGGAGUCUGUUUCUGCUGCUGCCCCUCGGCCCGUGGGGGAGUCAACUGCUGCCCAGCCCACGAGGGAGCCCCCUGCCCAAUCUAUAAGGCAGCCCCCUGCCCCACAGCCCACGGGGCAGCCCCCUGCCCCACAGCCCGCGGGGCAGCCCCCUGAUACCUGCCUCAGGGCAGAGGCUGCAGCUCCAGCAAAGGUCCCAGUGCCCAGCCUGCUGGAGGGGGCCCCACCAGACCCCAAGGGCGCUGUCCUGCAAGAGCCCCGGCCGCCUGGGUGCACGUCCUUCCCCGGGAAAGCAGGGGCACUGCUGAGAGCGCGUGAGGAGAGCCAGCCCGCCAAGCCAGCCCCUGCCCGGCCAUGGAGACACCGGCCCCUCGUCGGCCCGGCCCAGCCUGGCGCCAGCAAGGACAUCGUGCAGGCCUUCAUCAGUGAAAUCGGAAUCGAAGCCUCCGACCUGUCCAGCCUGCUGGAGCAGUUCGAGAAGACUGAAGCCACGAAGGAGGAGCUGCACAUGCGACGCCCUAGAGACAGGCUGGCGCCGGGGAAUGCUGGCAGGUCGGAGAGCCACCAGGACAAGAACGCGCCAGACAGCCUGCAUGCUCCGGAGCUGGCCAACGUCGCCGGCCUCACCCCGCCGGCAACGCCGCCCCACCAGCUCUGGAAGCCCCUGGCUGCCGUCUCGCUGCUGGGGAAGCCUGGGGCCGCCCCCCAGGAGGGCAGCCAGAGAACUGCCAAGUUCAUGGAGGCCAAGCCGCUGCCCCAGAGCAAACCUCGGGGGAAGGGCCAGCCCCCCACGACCUGCAGCCCACCCCCCAGCCAUGUGGGCUCCGGUGACCAUGACUACUGCAUCCGUGGCCCUGCCCAGCCAGAGGAGGGCGCCAGGCUCCCUGGCACAUCGGCCCCGUCGGAGCUGGGCUCCCGCUGGAACGUGAAGCAUCACCAGGAUAUCACCAUCAAGCCGCCUUCCUCCCUCCCCACACGGACGCUGGCCUGGCCCGGGCUCAGCCCCCAGCCUGGCGCUGCCCCUGGCUCCAGCGAGCAGCUGGAUCACCGGACUAGUGCCCAAAGCCAGGCUGCCGCUGACAGGAGCAGCCCCCCCCCCUCGGUCCUGCUGUCUCCGGACGCGUCCCCCUGCCGGGACGAGGAGCCACGGACUCGGGACCCGCAGCCGAAGCAGCUGGCUGCCAAGAGGUCCCUGCGCUGCUACCGGAGACGUGGGGCCUCGCCAAGCCCCCGGGCCCGCGCCAGCCGCUCUUUCAGCUCCACGUCCAGCGGGGCCAGCGCCUCCUCGUCUUCCUCCUCCUCCCGGUCUCGGUCCCGGUCUCGGUCCCGGUCGCUGUCUCCCCCACCAAAGCGGUGGCGAAGGUAUCGCUCCAGACGCUCUCGUAGCUCCCACUCCUCCUCCCGCUCUAGCUGUGGGUCGUGCGGCCGGUCCCGGGGGAGGUCGUCGUCGUCGUCGUCCUCGUCCUCGUCCUCGUCCUCGUCCUACUCGUCCAGAUCCUCCUCGGCUUCCCGCAGCCGCUCCCGCUCCCCGUCCCCCCGCAGGAGGAGUAACCGGAGGAGAAGAUACGAUUCCUGCGACCCUCCGGAUCGCUGCCAGCACCAGAAGGUCCUCCACAAGGAACGUGCAAUAGGCCGGCCCCUCCCACACCAGGGCCCAGAGCGGAGCCCCCCCAGGCAGAGAAAGGGGACGCCCUAUGAGGAGAGGAGAGUCGUCUUCAUCGGCAAGAUCCCCAGCAGGAUGACGCGGGCAGAGCUCCGGCACCGCUUCUCCGUGUUCGGGGACAUCGAGGAGUGCACCCUCCACUUCCGGGCUGAGGGGGACAACUAUGGCUUCGUCACCUACCGCUACGCCAAGGAGGCCUUCGCCGCCAUCGAGAGUGGCCACAAGCUGCGGCGCCCCGACGAGCAGCCCUUCGACCUGUGCUUCGGGGGGCGGCGCCAGUUCUGCAGGAGGAACUACGCGGACCUGGAUUCCAACCGGGAAGAUUUCGACCCUGCCCCCAUCAAGAGCAAGUUCGACUCCCUCGACUUCGACACCUUAUUGAAGCAGGCGCAGCGCAAGCUGCGGAGGUAGCGCUGGGCCCGUGGCGGCUCUGGGAGGUGCCAGCCGGCGCCCCGGCCUGGCUGCAGCCCAGUAGGGCUUUGCAGAGAAACGAAAAAGACAAAAAAAAGUGUCAAACCAGAUUUUUUAAACAAUUUGUUUUUAUAACAAAUAUUUAAGGGCGAUGAAUUGUCUCUGUUAACUGAGGGGCUGCCCCAGCCCAGUCACUCCAGUUAAUAAACCCGGCU
Molecule: messenger RNA, 5141 nt
Organism: Mauremys reevesii (Reeves's turtle)
Lineage: Eukaryota; Metazoa; Chordata; Testudines; Geoemydidae
Gene: PPRC1
Product: PPARG related coactivator 1
Exons: 16
Coding region: 178-4926 (1582 amino acids)
Biological process (GO): positive regulation of transcription by RNA polymerase II
Cellular component (GO): nucleus
Molecular function (GO): RNA binding; transcription factor binding
Source: RefSeq, a predicted model, not a curated record